Molecule: messenger RNA, 3213 nt
Organism: Carassius carassius (crucian carp)
Lineage: Eukaryota; Metazoa; Chordata; Actinopteri; Cypriniformes; Cyprinidae
Product: cone cGMP-specific 3',5'-cyclic phosphodiesterase subunit alpha'-like
Exons: 21
Coding region: 144-2705 (853 amino acids)
Biological process (GO): signal transduction; visual perception
Molecular function (GO): 3',5'-cyclic-nucleotide phosphodiesterase activity; protein binding
Source: RefSeq, a predicted model, not a curated record
CUGUCGGAGGAGACCUGCACUGAUCUCUGCUCUGGAGGAUGCACCUUUCUGAAGGAGGGUAUCCCUGAGAAGCUUCACUUUUCAUCCUGACUCCCCACAAGUAAUGAAUCUCUGAGAGGACGAGCAGAGAAGCACACUUCAAAAUGGCAGACAAGGAUAGUGUUGAAAAAUACUUGGAGAAUAACCCUCAGUUUGCCAAAGAGUAUUUCGACAAGAAGGUCCGAUGCGAGGUCAUCGCUGCCGCUUUUGCAGAGAGCCUUGACAUCAAAGAUCCAACCUCGUUCAAGGAUGUCAGCCAAAUCCAGGAGGCCACCAUAAUCUUUGACAUGAUCAAAGAAAUGCAUUCGCAGCAAAUAAUGGAAAAGGCCAUGCACAAGGUCCUGCAGAGGAUAUGUAUGCUGGUGAACGCAGACCGCUGCAGCUAUUUCAUAUACCGAGCCAGAAACGGCAUCCCUGAGCUCGCUUCGUGUCUUUUCGAUGUCACCUCUAUCUCGAAAUAUGAGGCGAAUUUGGUCAACCCUCAAUCUGAAAUUGUCUUCCCUACUGACAUGGGCAUAGUUGGCCAAAUAGUGACUACCAGAAAACCAGCUAAUGUUCCCGAUGUCAAACAGAAUCCCAAAUUCAGUGAUUUUGUGGACAAGCAAACAGGAUACACCACUAAAAACAUGAUGGCUGCCCCUCUCAUGAACGGGAAAGACCCACUUGGUGUGGUCAUGGCAAUUAACAAAGUGGGAGGAAAUGAAUUCUCCAAAGCAGAUGAAGACCUCUUCUCCAAGUACAUCACCUUCGCCACAGUCAUUGGCCUACAGCAUUACACCUCAUACAUGUAUAACGUGGAAUCUAGAAGAAGCCAGGUUCUUUUAUGGUCUGCGAGCAAAGUGUUUGAAGAGUUGACGGACAUUGAGCGACAGUUUCACAAGGCUCUGUACACUGUCAGGACCUACCUCCAGUGUGAGAGGUACUCUGUCGGCCUUCUGGACAUGACCAAAGAAAAGGAGUUCUACGAUGAGUGGCCAAUUAAACUGGGUGAUGUGGAGCCAUACAAAGGCCCAAAGACACCUGACGGCAGGGAAAUCAACUUCUACAAGAUCAUUGAUUAUCUCUUAGAGAGCAAAGAAGAGAUCAAAGUCAUACCAACUCCUCCUGUUGAUCACUGGGCACUUGUUAGUGGCCUCCCCACCUAUGUGGCUGAAAAUGGCUUUAUUUGUAACAUGAUGAAUGUUGCUGCUGAUGAUUACUUUACAUUCCAGAAAGAAGCUGUGGACGAGUCGGGUUUUGUCAUUAAAAACGUCCUGUCCCUUCCUAUUGUCAACAAGAAAGAAGAAAUAGUGGGAGUUGCCACUUUCUUCAAUCGGAAAGAUGGCAAGCCAUUCGAUGAGCAGGAUGAACAAAUUACUGAAGCCCUAACACAGUUCCUAGGAUGGUCUGUACUGAAUUGUGACACAUAUGACAAACUGAAUCGGACAGAGUGGAGAAGAGAGAUUGCAGCAGAAAUGGUCAUGUACCAGACCAAAGCCACCCCAGCUGAAGUCCAACAGAUUCUGAACACAAAGGAGAAGUUUGACAUGAACCCUGAGGACUGCGAUCAGAAAGAAAUGUACAAACUCUUGAGAGCCAACAUUCCAGAAGCCAAAGAUGUGGAUCUGCUAUUAUUUAGUUUUAGUGACUUGCCUGUCUCUGAGCUUGACCUUAUAAAAUUUGGCAUUCGCUGUUUCUUUGAACUUGGAGUGGUAGAGAAGUUCAAAGUGCCAGCAGAGGUCCUGACAAGAUGGAUGUACACUGUACGAAAAGGCUACAGAGAUAUCACCUACCACAACUGGAGGCAUGGGUUUAACGUGGGCCAGACCAUGUUCUGUCUUCUUCAGACUGGAAGGCUGAGAAAAUACUACUCGGACCUUGAGUCCUUUGCAAUGGUAGCGGCUGCAUUCUGUCACGACAUUGACCACAGGGGUACCAACAAUCUCUACCAGACAAAGAGCGCAUCACCACUGGCCAAGCUACAUGGAUCUUCCAUCUUGGAAAGGCACCAUCUUGAUUACAGCAAGACGCUGAUGGCAGAUGAGAGCGUUAACAUUUUCCAAAGUUUGCAGAAACGCCAGUUUGAGACAGUCCAGCACUUGCAUGAUGUCUGCAUCAUUGCGACUGACCUGGCCUUGUAUUUCAAAAAAAGGACCAUGUUCCAGAAGAUCGUUGAUGCCACUGAACCAAUGAGUGAUGAGAAGGAAGCGAUUGCCUAUGUGUCCAACAAUCCCAUUAGGAAGGAAAUCAUUAUGGCAAUGAUGAUGACUGGAUGUGACUUGUCUGCCAUUACCAAGCCAUGGGAGGUCCAGAGCAAAGUUGCUCUCAUGGUGGCAGCUGAAUUCUGGGAGCAGGGAGACCUGGAAAGGACUGUGCUAGACCAACAACCCAUUCCCAUGAUGGACAGGAACAAGGCGGAUGAACUUCCGAAGAUGCAGUGUGGUUUCAUUGACUUUGUGUGCUCAUUUGUGUACAAGGAAUUUUCAAGGUUCCACAAAGAGAUCACUCCCAUGUUCGAUGGCCUGAACAACAACAGAGUCCAUUGGAAGGAACUGGCUGAUAUUUAUCAAGCAAAAGUAGACGCUAUAGAGAAUGAACGAAAACGGCUAGAAGAGGAGCAGGCUAAAAAAGGCAUGUUGGACCCAUUAGUUGACAUCUUUUUGUUCGUUUGUGGACAGGGAUUGUAGAUUAAAGGGAUAGUUCACAAAAAACAGGAACAUUUUAUUAAUUACUCACCUUCAUGUCGUUCCAAACCUGUAAGACCUUCGUUCAUCUUCAGAACACAAAUUAAAAUAUUUUAGAUGAAAUCCAGGAGCUUUCUGACCCUGCUUAAACAACGCAACACAACUGAAAUUUUCCCAGGCCCAGAAACGUAGCAAGGACAUCGGUAAAAUUGUCCACAUAACAUCACUAAUUCAACAGUAAUUUUACGAAGCUAUGAGAAAACUUUUUGUGUUCAAAGAUAAUAACUGAACGAUUCUUGGACAAAGAUGAGCAAAGUUGAGGGUGAGUGAUUAACAACAGAAUUUAAAUUUUUGGGUGAACGAACCCUUUAAGUGGAAGAAAUGAUGAGGGAAAUUGAUCAGAAAAUGGCAAAGGAUGCAGAAAAAAGGUACACUUUCCAAAGGUACGCUAUUGUACCUUACCACUAAAGGGUGCAUAAUAGUACCCAAAUUCUACAUAUUUCAACCUCUU